Epinephelus moara (kelp grouper) is the source of this 584-nucleotide messenger RNA. RefSeq names its product histone H4. Gene Ontology annotation, cellular component: nucleosome. Gene Ontology annotation, molecular function: DNA binding; protein heterodimerization activity; structural constituent of chromatin. Lineage: Eukaryota; Metazoa; Chordata; Actinopteri; Perciformes; Serranidae. Gene Ontology annotation, biological process: nucleosome assembly. Bases 60 to 371 code for a protein of 103 amino acids. The transcript has a single exon. The record is from RefSeq and is a predicted model, not a curated record.
AGAUCUUCUGUCUGUCUUUCACUUUGACGUUUUGCUUCGGUACAAAACAAACUGACAAAAUGAGUGGUCGCGGCAAGGGAGGAAAAGGACUCGGCAAAGGAGGCGCUAAGCGUCACCGUAAAGUUCUCCGUGAUAACAUCCAGGGAAUCACCAAACCCGCCAUCCGUCGUCUGGCUCGCCGUGGUGGAGUGAAGCGUAUCUCCGGUCUGAUCUACGAGGAGACCCGCGGUGUGUUGAAGGUGUUCCUGGAGAAUGUGAUCCGUGAUGCCGUCACCUACACCGAGCACGCCAAGAGGAAGACUGUGACCGCCAUGGAUGUGGUGUAUGCUCUGAAGAGGCAGGGCCGCACUCUGUACGGCUUCGGAGGUUAAAUCACUGACCGUUCAUUACUUGAAACCAAAGGUCCUUUUAAGGGCCACCCAUAUUCUCUCAAGAGCUCGUGUCUGAUUAUAUUAUAUAUUAUAUUAGUUUAGUAAUCGCAAUGUCGAACAUAAAUAAACACAGAAAUCAACAUUUGCAACAAAAACAGGUGUUUGUUGAAGACGGGACCAGGCUGUUCGUCGGGUAGGUUAUAUGUCCCGAGG